This is a messenger RNA of Oreochromis aureus, 2734 nucleotides long. Its product is annotated as muscle M-line assembly protein unc-89-like. The record is from RefSeq and is a predicted model, not a curated record. The transcript is spliced from 5 exons. Lineage: Eukaryota; Metazoa; Chordata; Actinopteri; Cichliformes; Cichlidae. Bases 602 to 1291 code for a protein of 229 amino acids.
CAGAGGUCCAUUUUUAUUUAUUUUACUUUUUACCUUUUCUUCACUCUUUAAAUUUUUUAAAUAUUUUGAUUAUUUUUUUCAUCAUGAUGAUCAGAAAAGAAUGUGAGGAUUAGAGUUCCUCCAGAAAAAAAACACCAGAAAAACAUCACAGCUGAGUCUGGACAUAACUCUUCCAUGUCGAGCUCCAAACAAAAAUAUCAGCAUCAUUGGUGUGGAGUGGAGCAGAGCUGACCUGGGAGAAGAAUAUGUGAUUUUGUACCGGGAUGGUCAGUUUGUUCCAGACAACCAGCAUCCAUCUUUUAAGAACCGGGUGGACCUGCAGGACAGACAGUGUGGAGACGUGUCUUUAAUGACACUGGAACAUACGAGUGUCAUGUCGUCAUGAGAGGAACAAACAUAAGACCAAAAAAUCAUCACAGCUCAAUCUGGACAGAACGUCACUCUGCCAUGUCAAGCUCCAAACAACAACAUCAUCUUAGGUGUAGAGUGGAGCAGAGCUGACCUGAGAGAUGAAUAUGUGCUUUUUUACAGAGAUGACCAGUUGGAUCCUGUCAACCAGCAUCCAUCUUUUAAGAACCGGGUGGAUCUGCAGGACAGACAGAUGAAGGAUGGAGACGUGUCUCUGAUUCUGAAGAAUGUGAUGGUUAAUGACACUGGAGCAUACAAGUGUGAGGCCUUCAUGAGAGGAACAAACGUGAGGAACAGAGCUAAUCUAGAUGGUGACCCCAUCAGCAUCGUCACACUGAAAGUUGAUCUUCCAGACCAGAAAAUCGUCACAGCUGAGUCUGGACAGAAGAACGUCACUCUUCCAUGUCGAGCUCCAAACAACAGCAGCAGCAUCACCGGUGUAGAGUGGAGCAGAGCUGACCUGGGAGAUGAAUAUGUGCUUUUGUACCGGGAUGACCAGCUUGAUCCAACCAACCAGCAUCCAUCUUUUAAGAACCGGGUGGAUCUGCAGGACAGACAGAUGAAGGAUGGAGACGUGUCUUUGAUUCUGAAGGAUGUGAUGAUUAAUGACACUGGAACAUACAAGUGUGAGGCCUUCAUUAGAGGAACAAACGUGAGGAAGAGAGCUAAUCUAGUUAGUGACCCCAUCAGCAUCGUCACACUGAAAGUUGAUCCUCCAGGUCAGACAGGAGGAGACACAGAGGAUGGAUCUGUUGGACUGAUCGCUGGUCUGAGUGUUUUUGUUGUGCUUGUUGCUGCUGUUGUUGGUUUUGUGAUCUACAAAAAACACAAACAGAGUCAGGAUUCAGAGCAUCCACCUGCUGAACUGCAGACUUUUACAUAAGAAUGCUUAAAGAUGGCAGCCUGCAUCUUUAAGGCAGAAAAGCAAAAGUCAGCCUGACUGAAGAAAGUAAAAUAAUACAGUCCAAAUAGAAAACUAAAAGAGUUGCUUAAUUUCAAAUAGAUUCCACAGUGUUUCUGCUGUGCUUCUUGUUGCUGCUGGUGUUGGUUUUCUGAUCUACAGAAAACAUAACAAACAGAACCGAGAUUUUAACUAGCAUCCUGAUGAACAUCAGCAAGUUUUAAUUGUCUCAGAGCUUCUUUCAUGUUGAUGCUGGGUAAGAGAAGCCUACAUUAAGGCAGAAAAGCAGCAAAACCACACUGAAGAAACUUAAACACUAGAGUCCAAGUAGAAAGCCAGAAGAGUUGCUUCAUUCCAAAGAGAUUCCACAGCUGAGACCACGUUUAAAUAAAAGCUAAUGUCCCAGAAGUACAAAGGAAUAACAAUGGAAAAUCAAUUAUUAAAAGUUGCAGGUUAAAAAUAAAUAUUGUCCUAAGUCUGUGGGAGAGUCUUAAGAAAUUAAACCCAAAGCCAUACAGGAAGGAUCACUUUUUUUACAUUUUUAAUCAGCAGGCUGAGAAGUUGACAGAAAAUACUGAAUAAUGUUGUAAAAAGUGUUAAAGCCUACACCUUUACUGUUUUUAACAUCUGUUGUUAUGUAUUUACUUCUAACACUGAGCAUUAUUGGCUUCUGAUGUAUUGGACAAUUAUUAUUAAUAGUAGUUCAGUUUUGAUGAUGUGUGUUAAAUGUUUCAAACACACACAGGUUUUCAUCAUUUGAUUGUAUGUUGUUCUGAGGCAGCUAAAUUAGUUUGUAGAGAAAAUGAAUGUCAGAUUUGUGUUUGUGGUUAGCCGCUCAUAUCAGCUCAACAUUUUUUACUCUUUACAUUUCUGUGGGACAGACAUGAGCUCAUAUUUUCAAACAAUAAUUAAGACAUCUUAAAAUGAAUACAAAUACAUUUCAGUGUUUUCCCAAACAACAUAUUCUGUUUCCGAUUGAACUUGUUUGAAGCAAAAUUUUAUUUCCACUAAUGUCAGGAAUUUACUUUUUUAUGGUUUGUUUCUCAUCAGUUUUCAGAGUUCAGUGCCCUGAAUGUUACAGGUUCAGCCACUGUUUUUAAAGUCAGACUUCUUCUGUGAGGUUUGAACCACACAAACUGAUCCUCAUGUGCAGAUCAGCUGUUACUUAAUUACAGACACUAACUGAUCAAUAAUCAGUCUGAUGGUGUUCAUUUGGCAACUAUAACUGAAUGAAUGUUCUGACAGUGUCAUGAAACUAAAGAUAGAAAUGAUUUCUGUAACAGUCAGAUGUUUCCUCUGAUAUCUGAAGAUUUAUUGAACUUUUAAUCCCAUGAACACUUGUGUUGUUUGUUUUCUGGUUGUUACUGCAGUGGAAAUAUUUCAAGAUCUAAUAAUUUUUUUUACAUAAAAUAGUACUGAAUAGUU